AUAAACUUUAUUAAAUUAAAAUAAUAAAAAAUUCAACGUCCAACAACAAAAGAAAAACAAUAUUUUUAUUUGAUAUAACAUUUUAAAACACAACAAUCUUUUAUAGUUCACAUGCAAUAAUAUAUAUAUAAAUAUAUAUUUUUAGAUUUUCAGUGAUAGCAUAUUUUAAAUCACAUGAUACAAAAUUUUAAAUUGAAAAAUCUUAUUGGUUAAAGAUCAAAAACUUAUUGAAUAAAUUAAUAUUGCAGAUUAAUACAAAAUGGCACAUGAGUUUAGUUAUAAUUAUAAAAUUAAUUAGAUAUUGUAAAAGUUGUUUUAGUUAAAAUGAAAUAAAAUUUAAUUUUCAAAUAAACACGAAAUUAACUAAAUAUUGAAAAGUUUUCUUUAAGUGAAAAUAAAAUAUACAUUUAUUUUAAAUAAACACGAAAUGACUUAAAUAUUGAAAAAGUUUAUUUUAAUGAAAAAUUAAAUAUAUAUGUAUAUUGUAAAUAAAAAGAUAUGAAUUUUUUUAUCCAGAUAUAAUUUCAGAGUAAAGAUUAGAAUAUUUAUUUGAUUUGGUUGUUUUAGAAUAAUUCAAAUAAUUUAAAUAUUUAUACAAAGUUAAUUGAAUCAACUUUUUAAAAGGUAAUCAAAAUUAAAAAAAAAAUCACAUAUUAAUUAAGUCAUGACUUAAUAGAAUAGAUAUUUUAAAUUUUAUUAUUUAUUUUUCAAUAAUAACUAUUUUACUAUUUAUUAUUUUAAAAAAAACCAUAAACCAAAAAACAAAAUCUAAAACUGCCAAUCAAGUUUUUCAAAAAACCAAAAUCUACUGCAAAAUCAAAAACAAAAAAACUAAAAACCAAAAACUAGAAACCAAAAACCAAAAACUAAAAACCAAAAACCAAAAUCUAAAAUCUAACAAAACAAUCAUCACCUUAGUCGGACAAUAAAUGAAACCAGCUUUUGUUCUGUUUCAUUUUGUAAAAAAGAAACAAUUAAAAAAAAAUGGUUGAUUAUUUGAGAUUGUUGCGAUGCUUCAGCUUCACGGCAUCGCGUGAUUGGUUAUUCCGGCAAUCAUUCGCAAACGCUGGUCUCCGCUCCGUCACCACCGAUCUCUCCCACGGCGAUUCCAUCGCAUCCACAACGUCUAUGCAUUGCUGGAUCCCUAAAUCCCCUAACCGAUCCAAACCCAACCUCCUCCUCGUACACGGAUUCGGAGCCAACGCAAUGUGGCAAUACGGCGAACACCCCCGAUCCUUCACCGGCCGGUACAACGUCUACGUCCCCGAUCUCCUCUUCUUCGGACUCUCCUCCACAUCGGAGCCGAACCGGACCGAAUCAUUCCAGGCUCAGUGCCUGUCGAGGCUAAUGGAAGCGCAUGGCGUCCAUACGAUGAACGUUGUCGGGAUAAGCUACGGUGGGUUCGUAGGGUACAGUUUAGCGGCGCAGUUUCCGGAGAAAGUGGAGAAGCUGGUGCUAUGCUGCGCCGGGGUUUGCCUUGAGGAGAAAGAUAUGGAGGAUGGUUUGUUCAAGGUUCCGAAUCUAGAAGAAGCCACCGAGAUCUUGAUUCCUCAGACGCCUGAGAAGCUUAAGGAGCUUAUUAGAUUCUCUUUCGUUAAGCCGAUCAAAGGCGUUCCUUCGUUUUUUCUAUGGGACUUUAUCGAUGUGAUGUGUACGGAGUUUGUGGAGGAGAAGAGAGAUUUGAUCAAGUCGAUACUCAAAGAAAGGAGACUUUCAGAUCUUCCUAGGAUCAAACAGAAAACUUUGAUCAUAUGGGGAGAAGAAGAUCAAAUAUUUCCACUAGAACUUGGUUACAGAUUGAAAAGAUAUAUAGGAGAUAAUGCAGAGAUGGUGGUGAUUAAAAAGGCAGGACAUGCUGUUAAUUUGGAGAAAUCCAAAGAGUUUCUCAAGCACUUGAAAUCUUUUCUCAUCGACUCUUUGUGAACUAGUUGUUCUGUUUAUCUGGAACUGUUCUGUUCUGGUAUCCGAUUCCUACAAGAAAAGAAAUGAAAAGUGGGUUUCGGUGAGCUAUUAUGAUUUUAGGCGCCAAUAAAAAAACAGAUCAACCGAUAAUUCGCUGCCUAAAAUUCUUCUUAAUGGGCUGCAUCUGUGAAAAGAUGAGCUUUGAGGAAAAUAAGAUAACGGACAUAUCUGAGAAGAGAGUUUACCCGUAUCAGUAGAUUGCACUUUUAAAAAAAAUUAGUUUGGGUUUUUCCGUAAGUUUUCUCUGUGGCACAAUGGCCUAGUAGUUCCUCUUAAUAGAGGCAGUUGCAGAGUUCGGUUUGAAUAUCUCUAGGUUAGCUAAAAAAAAGUUAAUUAACAAUACAAAUAAAUGUGAAAUUAUUCGAUUUGGGUUUGUUUUUUUUUAAUGCUGGAUAUAUUAU
Messenger RNA from Brassica napus (rape), 2363 nucleotides. RefSeq names its product 2-hydroxy-6-oxo-2,4-heptadienoate hydrolase. The coding region runs from base 985 to 1923 and encodes 312 amino acids. Lineage: Eukaryota; Viridiplantae; Streptophyta; Magnoliopsida; Brassicales; Brassicaceae. Gene Ontology annotation, molecular function: catalytic activity. The record is from RefSeq and is a predicted model, not a curated record. The transcript is spliced from 3 exons.